Panicum hallii is the source of this 1851-nucleotide messenger RNA. RefSeq lists its product as uncharacterized. The coding region runs from base 147 to 1706 and encodes 519 amino acids. Lineage: Eukaryota; Viridiplantae; Streptophyta; Magnoliopsida; Poales; Poaceae. The record is from RefSeq and is a predicted model, not a curated record. The transcript is spliced from 4 exons.
CCCGCGCCUCGCGCGCCCCACCGCGCCCUCCCGCGCCCCGUGCCCCGCCUCCCGCGCCCCGCCGCAUCUCCCGCGCGACCGGAUGGAGGACGCCGGUCGUUGCCCGCCUCUGUGCGGGACGCAGAGCGCGUCCCCCAUUUUAGCGCAUGCGUAGAGUUUACCGAUGGAAUGAUAGAGUCGCUACAGUAUUCUGUAUAAUAGAGAACAGAUCCCUUUACAGUCCACCGCUGGAGAUAGCCGCUCCGCCGCUUCGUUCCUACUUCCGCCGCAGCCCGCGCCCGGCGCCCGUCCUACCAGCCCCGCCACCUCCUCUCGUUUCUGUGCGCAGGCCGCGGGGCUCCCUGCCCUCCCUCCGCCCGUCGCAUUGCCAAGCCGGCAAGCCGCGGCUAGGGUUUGGGCCCAAAAUCGCCGCCGCCGGUCGAUUCGCCGUCUCCGGCCGCUACACCUCGGCUUUCUCAGCUCCGGAGACCGCAUCUGCACCGCCUCCCUCAGCUAUUAGAGAGAAGGGAAGCGUGGAAUCAUCGAAGGGGAAGAGAGAGAGAGAGAGAGAGAGGAUGGAUGCAGCAUGGGCUUGUGCGGUGGGUCGAGCCGUCGACAUGGCUGACUCCGCCAAGCGCUUCUUCCUCUCCUUCCGCCGCCCACCGCAGCAGCAGCAGCCACCACCGCUGCAUCCAGGCCAUAACCCCGUUGAUAUCUUGAAGCGUUUGCAGCGACAAGCAUUCUAUGACAUCAUGCAGCUGAGGGAGAGACAAGAGAAAGUUGAGAGAGUCCUUUCGUUGUUCAAAGCUUCCAAAGUUGGUCCAUUUGCAGAAGAAAGCACUCAGGUCAAGGGCGUUAUCAAUGUCGCUGGAUCGCUGUCAAGAGAGAGUUCAGAAGCAGAAUCUGGUAUUAGUUCACGAUUUGUAUUUCAGACCACUGUUCGGAAGAAGGAUUCCCUCUUUGCAGAGCUCAUCACUGAUCAUAGAUACAUGUCUCAAGAAAAUGAUCAUACUGGGAGCCCUCUUGUGUUGUCAAAGGUGAUGUACUUGUCAAAUAUCAAUGACUCGCUGUCUGCUGCUGCUGUACCAGUUGGAGCAACGUGUGAUGAUUUUUCAACUGAUCCUAAUCUUCAAGAGGAACAUUGGCUGGCCAGCUUGCGUUCUUCGUUGAGGCCACCUUUGCUGAUUAAAAGUCACAAAUAUGCUGGUGGCCUAAUACUGAGAUCAAAGAACUUUGCUGUUUCUCUUGCUGAGCUGAUUUCAGUAGCUGGGCAGCCGGUAAAUGCUGGUGAAGCUAGCAGAGUUUUCACAGAAUUUGGGCAAUUUUCAUAUCAGAUGCCUGAUGACAUAAAAUUGACUUUGUCUGCUGCCUGGCACGGACCAAGUGUGAUUCCUCGGAAGAGGAAACCUUCGGCUGGAGGUUGCAUUGAUGUUGAGCUGAAAUUCGAUGAGGACUCCAGAAUCGGGGCUUGGAUUGAGAUCAACAGGAAGUCAAACCCACGGUCACUGAGAUGGGCUCUCACACUAUCAGAUACCCCGGAGGAUGACCUAGGAUGGGGUUUGAGCUUGCGGAGAGGGACUGAAGCCAAACCACAACGGUUUCAGGUAGAGGGUUUUCUGAAUUUGCAUCUGGGCAAGAAGGCUGCUGUGCAACCUGGUAUCGUGUUCAACGUGGACGGGGGGAGAUGCACACCUGCUCUUGUAUUCCACUCAAGCUGGUCCUUGUGAUUCACUAAUUCUGGUGUAGGAAACUUUUGGUAGAUCAGAGAAUGCAGAAGGAAUUGUUUGUACCCUGUUGAAGAAAAACAAUUCAUUUAUAAGCGCAUGAAGUGUUACUAAAAUGGUAAUGAGAAAUCAAAACUUCCAUGACGUA